Molecule: messenger RNA, 1318 nt
Organism: Macadamia integrifolia
Lineage: Eukaryota; Viridiplantae; Streptophyta; Magnoliopsida; Proteales; Proteaceae
Product: protein ABCI7, chloroplastic
Biological process (GO): iron-sulfur cluster assembly
Source: RefSeq, a predicted model, not a curated record
UAAUCUGUGAAGCUGACUAAAAAUAUUAAUUAACUGUUACUAAACGUUGAGACUCGGGGACGGAGUAAGAGUGAGAUGUGAAUUCCUUAUGCGACUUCAUCCAGUUUGCUUUGCUUCUUCAGGGAAAGCCAAAGCAAGAUAGGCCAAAAGGAUUAUUAAAGAGAAUCAUGGCGACUUCAAUCUUCCCUUCUCCCUAUCGUCUGAAGCUAACGUCACCGUCUCCCUCCAAAGCCAAAACUCAUGGCGGCUUUCAAGCUCUUCGGCCCUUUUCAAUCCCUCGUGCCGCCACCUCGGACCCUUUUGUCCUUCAAAUUGCAGAAACCCUGGAGGACUCUGUCUCACCCCUCUCUUCUUCUUCUUCUUCCUCACCACCUCCAGCCCUCCAGAAGCUCCGAGAUAACUCUGCUGAAUCCGUCCUCUCCAUUUCUUGGCCUUCUCGCAAAGACGAACCUUUUCGCUUCAUUGAUACUUCUUUAAUCAGAUAUUCCCAAAUUCAUCCUGUUUCAGUCCCUCCCCUUUCCGACGACCUAAUUGGCAUCUCCUCCGAUACCCAAUUCCCCAAUCUUGUUAUCAUCGAUGGUCACAUUAUCCACUCUGCCUCCGAACUCUCUGGAUUGCCGGAUGGCGUUUACGUUGGCAGCAUUUUGAACCUCUCCUCGGAGACAGUCAUGGAGAGGGUGCUCGAGUUCGUCUCUGGAUUCCACGAAGGAGACCUCUUUUGGUCUCUGAAUGGGAUUGGAGCCCCGGAUGUUACUGUUGUGUUUGUUCCUGCAGGGUGUCGGGUUGAGAAUCCCCUACAUUUCAGGUUUUAUUCUCGUGAAGGAGGGGACAGUGGGUCGAAAGAGCUGCCGUUGUCGAAUCCCAGGGUACUGGUGGUUGUGGAGAAGGGAGGGGAAAUUGGGAUAAUUGAGGAGUACUCGGGUGUGGAUAGGGAUAAGCACUAUUGGGCUAAUUCUGUUACCGAGUUUGUCGUUGGAGAAGGGGCAAAAGUUCAUCAUUCUUACAUUCAGGAACAGUCCGCAAGUGCUGCCCAUAUCAAAUGGACCACCGUUCGACAGGAAUCAAAUAGUACCUAUGAGCUCGUAGAGAUAAGCGCCGGUGCAAAAUUGAGCAGACAUAACCUUCAUGUUCAGCAAGUGGGGCCAGACACUGUAACGGAGUUGUCGACACUCCACUUAUCUGUAACUGAUCAAACACAAGAUCUGCAUAGCAAAUUGGUCUUGGAUCAUCCUAGAGGCUAUUCAAGACAACUUCACAAGUGUAUUGUGGCUCAUUCGUCUGGGCAAGCUGUGUUUGAUGGGAACAUAAAGGUCAACAG